Sphaeramia orbicularis (orbiculate cardinalfish) is the source of this 1902-nucleotide messenger RNA. Its product is annotated as insulin-like growth factor-binding protein 1. Gene Ontology annotation, cellular component: extracellular region. Gene Ontology annotation, molecular function: insulin-like growth factor II binding; insulin-like growth factor I binding. Gene Ontology annotation, biological process: regulation of insulin-like growth factor receptor signaling pathway. Bases 1029 to 1769 code for a protein of 246 amino acids. The record is from RefSeq and is a predicted model, not a curated record. NCBI's taxonomy places the organism in Eukaryota, Metazoa, Chordata, Actinopteri, Kurtiformes, Apogonidae. The transcript has 4 exons.
UUAGGCUACCACUGGGGUUUUACAAAUUUGGAAAAAAAAAAUGUGAUGAAAGUCAUAAGCUGUUUUAAAUGCCAGAUUUUAGUGACAUUUUAGUUGUUCAACUACACUGCAAAUUGACAAAACUUUUGGCCUAGAUUUAAAUUCAAACCAUAGUCACUUCUGUAAACCUCAGGUAUUCAUCUGUAGUUUUGUCUCAGUAUCACCAUCUUUCUUUUUAGUUCUUGUACUUCCACAUACUCAUUAUAACUUAAGAUUGUAAGAUUUGUUGGCGAUAAACUGUGCAAAAAUACAUUUUAAGAAUAAAACGCCUGAGGUCACACUGGGUACUGGUUAUGAGUGGUGUUUGUGUGUAUGUCACAGUGCAUGAGGACAUACAGAUAGCUAUGACAAAUACUACACCAAGGAAACAACCAAUUACUACCAUCCUUCUUAUGACAAACAUGUUAUGACUUUAGCAAAGCCAUCCACAAUGUUGGGGUUAUGCAAUGCUAAAGGGUAAAGAUCUCGUUUAUCUGUCUGUCAGAUAAGAUUAACCUUCACCAAAGGGACUAAAACAGACAAAUAAGGUUGUGUCAAAGCACAGACUGUCAGGAUAAGUUCACCAAAUACAAGACUUACCAGAGUUCUCAUGGUUCUUCUAUAGAUAUUGGUCAUUAUUCCUACUUUUACAUAGAGAACCUUUUUUGUUAUUGUUUUCAUAACUUCAAAGGUAAAGUCAGAUGUGUCAUUUGGUCAACCAAAAACAGGGUUGUUUUGAUGUUCAAUCACUGUCCCGGAUCAAUAUUGACAACAGACCCUGUGAACCUUGAUGUACGCACGCAAACCAGGGUCAUCCACCGUUUAAAGCAACUUCGUCAAAAUAUUUUAUAUGUGCAACUCACUGUGUCAAUCAUUAACCCUCUGGAGGCCAAGCUGUUGUAUAAAUACCGGUUCGGAGAAAUCGCUUUAGAAGGAAAAACAACCAUCAGAGUCAAGUCCAAAAAGAAACAGGAGAAAGAUCUUUUUUUUUUUUUACCUUUAGACUGAAGAUGCCUGGAUUAUAUGGGAAGUUGAGGCUCCUGGCAGCAAUGGCCCUAACGCUCUGGGCCGGGGUCUGGUCAUCCCCGGUGGUCGGGCCGGAGCCAAUCCGAUGUGCCCCCUGUUCACAGGAGAAACUCAACGACUGUCCCGCCAUCCCUGCAGACUGUAAACAGGUCCUGAGGGAGCCCGGCUGUGGCUGCUGCAUGGCCUGCGCCCUGGACAAAGGAGAGUCAUGUGGGGUCCACACUGCACACUGUGGUGAAGGUCUCCGCUGUACCCCCAGACCUGGUGAGGCCAGACCCCUGCAUGCCCUGACUCGAGGACAGGGGGUCUGCACCGACGACCUGGGCCAAGAUGACACUGAUGUAGUCACUGACCAGGGCUCCCUGCACUACCUGCUGGGACUCAAUCUCCCUCUUGACCACCAAGACCAGGAAGGCCAGGAGAGCAUCAAGGCCAAAGUGAAUGCAAUCCGCAACAAACUGGUGCAGCAGGGUCCUUGUCACACUGAACUACACACAGCACUGGACAUGAUCGCCACCUCCCAGCAGAUACUAGGAGAGAAGUUCACAACAUUCUACUUACCCAACUGUGACAAGCACGGCUUCUACAAGGCCAAGCAGUGUGAGUCGUCUCUGGUUGGACCGCCUGCUCGCUGCUGGUGCGUCUCCUCCUGGAACGGGAAGAAGAUCCCAGGAUCAAGUGACCUCCUCGGAGACUCAGAGUGCCAUCAAGAAGUCACUCACUAAAAGAUGGACCCUAUUAUCUGUUAAUUAUUGAGCAUACAUACAUGCAAAUAUAUACAAAAGAACAUGCAGAUCCAAAAAUGCAAAAUAUGUUUCACAGGUAAACACAUCUCCAUGCAUUUACCUGUGAAAAAAA